AUGGAGGACGGGUACCCGGAGCACAGGAUGAGAUUGAUCAGACCAUAUGUGAGCUUUAUAUUGGGGAGUAGUGUUCAGCACAGGCUCCACUGCAUUUCUCCUUAUCUCUUCCCUCGGUCUCAGCCAUGAAGUGCGCAGUCUGCCAGGACCCACUCUUUUCUAAUGUCCCAUCGGAUAUCGCCGAAGCUGCGGAUCUACACCUGGCAUCCAUUCGCUGCGGACACGUCUUUCAUAUGCACUGCAUCAACAGCUGCCGAGACAACACCCAUUUUGUACUGUGUCCUGUGUGUCGCCGGAGGCACAGCGGGGCAGCAGUCCGACUGUUCCUUGACCACAGCCCAGCCGAGUGCGCCAAUAGCGCAGGCAGCACCAGUGACCGCUCACAGAUUGUACAUGACAUCGAGCGACUGAAAACGGUACUCCACAGUGCAGUGGAGCUCAUUGGCGACAUCAUCUCUGAGCUGCUCAGCCGCACUGAUGAUCUGGAGCUAGUAUCAGCGAUUGAGGGUCUGGAUAUCAGCGAGUUUUGUCUAGAAAUUCCUGACAUGGACCUAGAUCUCUCUCAAUUACCCUUAGAUUGGUCCUAGUUUCAACUACCUUUACCAAACUAGGCGAUAUUCGUAUAGGAAUCAAAUUUGAUGCGCUGGGAUGGGCGUUUUGCAGGC
This is a messenger RNA of Linderina pennispora, 665 nucleotides long. RefSeq lists its product as uncharacterized. The transcript has a single exon. Bases 126 to 587 code for a protein of 153 amino acids. Gene Ontology annotation, molecular function: metal ion binding. The record is from RefSeq and is a predicted model, not a curated record. Lineage: Eukaryota; Fungi; Kickxellomycota; Kickxellomycetes; Kickxellales; Kickxellaceae.